Messenger RNA from Monosiga brevicollis MX1, 2427 nucleotides. RefSeq lists its product as uncharacterized. The transcript is spliced from 9 exons. The record is from RefSeq and is a predicted model, not a curated record. Gene Ontology annotation, molecular function: ATP binding; protein kinase activity. The coding region runs from base 1 to 2427 and encodes 808 amino acids. Gene Ontology annotation, biological process: protein phosphorylation. NCBI's taxonomy places the organism in Eukaryota, Choanoflagellata, Craspedida, Salpingoecidae.
AUGGACGACUACGUCAUUUAUUCGGAAAUCGCCCAAGCAGGCGCCAACGGCCUGGUGUACAAAGGCCGCAAAUCGUAUGUCAGCGCCCAGCGCGGCUCUCAAGCCGCCACCAAGGCCCAUGCCAGCCGCCGCUGCCGCUGGUCCCCCGCUAUUGUGCCUGUGCUCAAGUGGUGCAACGCCCAAACCGAGCAUUGGUUGGUCAUGGAUCUCUGCUCAGGCGGCGAUCUCGAAACCAUUCUGCAAGCCGAUGGGCCCCUGCCGACCGACCUGCUGCGUGAAGUGGCCGUUGAUAUCUGUGUGGCGCUGCAAGCCGCCCAUUGUGCUGGCCUUGUCGUCGGGGAUGUCCGGCCUAAAAAGUUUUUGCUGGAUGAUGGCCACUUGCGCCUUGGCUCCUUGAGUCGAGUCUUUAGCAUUGAUCCACCAGACGAAGGCGAAGAGAUUCCAGCGCUUGAUGGUGAUUCGGCCAAGCGUCUCAUUGAGAUGGUUCCCUUUGACGCCAUGCCCUACAUGGCACCUGAGGUGCGCAAAGGCCUUCAGCUCUCACCCAGCAGUGACAUGUAUGCACUGGGCUGCAUGCUCUUCGUCAUGGCCACGGGCCGUCAUCCCAACGCCGAUGACCUGACGAAUUUGACGUCGUCGAGGUUCUUUCGUGGCACCUUGCCACUGGUGCACCUGCCCGAGAUUGAGAGCCUGCAAACCACCAUCCAACCCCCCGCCACCCGUCCAAGCUCAGACGCACCUGGGCAGGAUUUGAUCAUGGGCGAUUCUUCCUUGCGCAGCUCAACCGCCACCGUUGUCAAUGAGGCCACUGACUCACUUGAUCAAACAUAUCAAACCGCUUCCUCGGCCAAGGGCCCCGUGUUUGAUUCCACCUCGCCAUCACCCUCAGCAGCGGAAACUCGUGCAUCCCACUCAAUUAUAGCCGACCAGUCAGCCCUGCGGCUCUCACACGAAGAAGGGGUGGGCCACAGUGAGCCGGACGAUCCUGGCAAUGACCUUGAAGACGAGGACGGCGACAGCUUGGAUCUCAAUCAAUCUCUGCGGCAUACGGACGAAAUCCCGCCCGAGGGUGUGCGGCUACAGAACGCCCCAAGGGGCGACUUUCCAACGUGGCGCAAAGUCAAGUGGGUCUUGCCAAACCCCAAACGGCCGACGCACCCGCCCUCCUCGGUGCUGAGCUUCCACAGAGGCUUGCUCAAGCGCUCGGAUGGCAUUCUGGACCAGCUACUCAAAGGCAACCUGUGGACGUAUCUCAGUGCUCUUAAUGAGGACGAUCCUAGCCUAGCCAGACUGGGGCAGGCCGGGGAAGAAGAACCCCCGCCCACGGACAGUGAUGCUUUAAAAGCUUAUCGACUGCGUGCAGCAGCUUCAUGCCUGCAGCAAAUCUGCACAUGGGCCCGGCAAACCACGCUUGCUCUUGCCUCCGUCUAUCGUGCCCUGGUUGGACGCAAGCACGCUUCAUCGCAGCAAGCCCGAGAGAUCAAAGAGCGGUUGACGGCCAUCACUGUGCUGCCCGUUGUGUUUGCCCACCCCUUGCUGCACGUGGAACUUGGGCACGCAGAUUUGUUGCCGGCCGUUGCCGAUUUAUUGGCUGGGGCGUUGGGCUUGGCACAAAUGCAAACAACUAUCGAGGGCAUUAGUUCUGCAGAUCUGUCGCAGCUCAUUCUACUACCGACCACGCUGCUGGAGACCCUCUUGCAGCAGGAACGCGUGGCUGAAUUGCUGCGUCAGCCCGAUGGUCGCCAGCUCCUACUCAACCUCUUGCUGCAGCUCUCCCAGUUUGCGUGUCUGCCCGCUCAUUCCGGUGCCUUUGGCUUGGCGGGGCUGCAAUUGUUGGCUGGCAUGUUGUUCGAGUAUGGUACUGCCUGGGAGCUGAAUGCAGAUCAAGCAGCCGAGGGUGCACAAAUGACGCCACUCCUGACCAACGCGCUGCAAGGUUUACAGCAGAGCAACCCGAUCCCAGCAAUCUGCAGCCGAAUCGCCAUUCAAUUGCUCGAGCUCUGGGGCACGGCAUUGUGGCCCAUGCUGGAGGCUACGCAUGCUGUCGAACAGGUGGUUAUGGCUUUCCAAACAGGUGUUACGCAGGCGAUUGAGGAAGCCAAGGCCACGUCAGCCAAUGACCCCGCCCUCUUUGACAAGGCGCUCCAGGCUGCGCUCCAGGCUGCGAUCCUGGACGCUAACGUGGAUAGCGUGCCCACCGCCACGCUGUGCGCCAUGGUGGUCCGACGCAACGGUAGCCGACUUGCACAACUCAGUCAUGUCACUCGCCUGCCCUGGCGGGUGGCAGCAAGCCUUCACGCCAUCGCCAAGGUAUUGGCUGCGCUGCUGGCUGGUGCACAUGUCCCCGGGCUACGCCAACGCCUCGUUCUCACCUUUGUCACCUGUUCUGUCCUUGACCGCCUUCAUCGCAUUCUCCCCUCGCCGUAG